Molecule: messenger RNA, 573 nt
Organism: Scomber japonicus (chub mackerel)
Lineage: Eukaryota; Metazoa; Chordata; Actinopteri; Scombriformes; Scombridae
Gene: spcs1
Product: signal peptidase complex subunit 1
Exons: 4
Coding region: 101-406 (101 amino acids)
Biological process (GO): protein targeting to ER
Cellular component (GO): endoplasmic reticulum membrane; signal peptidase complex
Source: RefSeq, a predicted model, not a curated record
ACACGACGUAUCAUUUUAAAACCGGAAAUCAAACAGUGCUUCAGAUAGCCAUUUGAGCCAAGUCCGGUCUGUUUAUUCUCGUUCAUUUCAAGUGGCAAAGAUGUUGUCUAUUUUCAAGUCCAUUCCCACGCACAUGGAUUACAAGGGCCAGAAACUGGCUGAACAAAUUUUCCAAGGAAUAAUACUCAUCUCAGCGGUGAUUGGAUUCGUGUAUGGUCUUAUCAUUGAGCAGUUUGGGUGGACAGUUUACAUCGUUUUGGGUGGUUUUGCUGUGUCCUGUGUGUUGACUCUGCCCCCCUGGCCUAUGUUCAGAAGGAAUCCCCUGUCCUGGCAGCCAGCUUUACCAGAGACCAGCAGCGAGUCCAUCCAAAAACCUCAGGAAAGCAAGAGGAAGAAGAACAAGUAACUCAGAACUGUCCCUGCCCGGCUGUUAAUACACCUUUUUAUAUUGGAAAUUACUCUGAAGUUUGUCUCCCAGUUCCCAUGUAAAGCGUUAGGAAGGAAAACUUUGUUACAGUGUUCAUCAAUCAACAAUGAAAUACUUGUGUCCAGUAAUAAACAACUGAUACUGUA